This is a messenger RNA of Chenopodium quinoa (quinoa), 2978 nucleotides long. Its product is annotated as RING finger protein 141-like. Lineage: Eukaryota; Viridiplantae; Streptophyta; Magnoliopsida; Caryophyllales; Amaranthaceae. The transcript has 7 exons. Gene Ontology annotation, cellular component: cytosol. Gene Ontology annotation, molecular function: ubiquitin protein ligase activity. Gene Ontology annotation, biological process: protein ubiquitination. The record is from RefSeq and is a predicted model, not a curated record. Bases 152 to 883 code for a protein of 243 amino acids.
UUAGAAGUUACAACUACCUGGGCUCAUCUCCUGUAUGGAAGGCGACGAAAUAUCCCACACUCUCAUACACACUCUUUCUCUCUCUUCAACGUCUCGUGAAUUGUGAUAAAUUUUUUGUCAAGGUUUUUCGUAGUGAUUGGUAUGAUUGGUGAUGAAGAUGAAGAAAUCGUUUCGAGAAUCUGUUAAAGCUCUUGAAGCUGAUAUUCAGCACGCUAAUACUCUUGCUUCAGGGUACAGAAGACAGCCUGAUGGCGCUUGCUUCCAGAUGAGACUAUCCUAUGGCCCAGCAGCUCACUUAUUUCUUUUCCUUGUUCAGUGGACUGACUGUUAUCUUGCUGGUGCCCUAGGGCUACUCAGAAUUCUAAUUUUUAUGACUUAUGAAGAUGGGGAAACCACGAUGUCUGUCCAUGAAAAGAAAGCAAGCAUUCGACAGUUUUACGGUGUGAUUUUCCCUUCCCUGCUGCAACUGGAAAAAGGGAUUACAGAAUUGGACGAUAGAAAACAAAAGGAAGUCUGUGCCCAGAAGUAUAGAAGAGCAGAUACGUGUGAGAAGCCUGAAUCAAUGGAGCUAGAAGACGAGCUAGAAGCGGAGUGUGGCAUAUGCAUGGAAAAUAAUGACAAGGGUGUGCUCCCUAAUUGCAACCACUCUCUGUGUUUCAAGUGUUACAAAGACUGGUCUAUUCGGUCUCAGUCUUGCCCUUUCUGUCGAGAUUGUCUAAGAGGAGUCAAGUCAGGUGACCUUUGGAUUUUCAUAGGCGACCGUGAUGUUGUUGAUUUAUCAGUUAUCAUGAGGGAGAAUUUAAACCGGCUGUUCAUUUAUUUAGAUAAGUUACCUCUCGUGGAUCCAUAUCCUGGGUCUACAUCCUAUGAUUGGCACAUUUAAUUAUCAUGCUUAUUGGAAGUUUCUAAUGUACAGUUAAUUCAAUAUAUAAUCUAAUAGAUAGCAAUUUUGUGUUUCUUACAUUCUCAUUUUGUCUGUCUUUUGCUUGGUUUUACAUGAAGUUCUUAUUUUCUAUGAUUGUCAGAUUAAAGCUAAUUGGUGGAUGGAAUUUUGAUCAAGUUCUUGCAAGUGAUUCAAUGUAGAGGGGAAAAAUUGACUUAAUAAAAACAUUAACCAAAGACUCUCUUUUGAUAUAGCAAUGGAUGCAAGGAAGACACUAGAACCAAAAGCUGCAUCCUGUGUUCCCAUGUAGUGUGAUGGAUCAAACGUGCUGUGAACGAAGGUGGUGGAGGUAUGCUUAGUUUUUGUUGAUCAAUAUAUCAUUCAUUGAUGUUAUAGUAGGCUCAAAGAUUAUUAGAAUAUACAAGGGAAACAUGAUAUAAUAGGAUGCAAUGUAAAUUGUUUGACUGAAUGAUUAGAUAUAAUAGGAUGCAAUGUAAAUUGUUUGACUGAAUGAUUAAUUAACAGAUGGAAUGAGGUUCCUUAUAAUUAGUUAACUUUUUGAUGUGUUUGAAACCUAUACUAUGCUUAAUGAGUUUUUCCACCAGUUAAAGGAGCGAACUCUGUAUUAGUUAUGUCAGGACUGCACUUCUUGCUGUAAAUGCUUAAACUGAUAAAUUGAGCAGCAAGUAUUAAGAGAAAUAACUCAGAAAACAGUUAAAGCUGAACGCGUAUGAUCAGGCCUGAUAUCCUCGGUUGGAUUUCCUAGCCGUGGCCUGGAUCAGACCACCAGCUAUGAAAAAACUAUAAAGAUAUCUACUCUUUUUCUAUAGCCAUAAUCAGGUAUGGCAGAGAUAAAUUAUAAAAUCACACUUCUGUCAUACUGCCAUAGGUAGGAGCCUCAGGCUCUUAAUACCAAAUUCAUGUUAUUACUAUGACUUAUAUAGUUAUAUACAUAAGAAUUUUAUUCUAGGACAAGAUGCAGUUAUUUCUCGUCUAUGUUUACAUUAAGAGUAUUUAUGAUCUCAAAAUAUUUGUCUAGGGGAAUUUUUUUGUUCUUUUUCCCAUAGUUACAGUAUACACCCAAUUAUCUGCAUGUUUAACAAUCUUCUCUGCAGGGUGGGUAUUGCUUCAACUCUCAAUUAAGCUCGAUUAUAUAGAAUAACCUCUUUUAUCUGCAAGUUUUUCAUCAUUAUCAUCGGCUAUUAGCACUUGAUUCUUGUAAAUCUCUCCCACCAUAACGUCUACUUCUUUGCUGGUACGACAUCAAGGCCUCUAUAAACUCCUCUUCUCCAAAAUCAGGCCAAAGAGCCCUCACAAAAAACAGCUCAGUGUAAGCCAGUUGCCAAAGCAAGAAGUUACUGACCCUCAGCUCACCACUAGUUCUUAUGAGCAGGUCAGGGUAAGGAUACUCAGUACAGUUAGUUUCGAGUUCUUGUUCAAUCAACCCUUCAUCAAUCUCUUCCACUUCCACAGCACCGUCUUUCACUUUCUGAGAGAUGUUCUUACACGCUUGUAUGAUGUCGUAUUUCCCACUAUAGCUAACUGCAACAAUUAGUUGGAAGUUUGUAUAAUCUUUAGUUGGAAGUUUGUAUAAUCUUUUGUGGUCUCUUCUGCAUCAGCUAUCAAUUUUUGUAAGGAUUUGGGCAGCUUGGAAGUGUCUCCAAUUACUGAUAUCCUGAUACCUUGCCUGUUCAACCAAAUAUUAUUAGCCAACCAAAGUCUUAUCUGAUUCAUAUUAUUUUCCUUUUUCGUGGUUGAUCUUAAAUUUCAAUAAAAUUCAGCACUAGUAGUCUCUAUCUAUAAUCGCGAAGGUGAUGAUGACUUUGACAAUGCACAAUGGUGACAAUGAUUGGAAGUGGCUAGACCGUCGAGAGUCGAGGCUCAAGAGAGCAAAGAAAGUUCUAGUAGUAUGUCAUUUAGAUGCUAAGACAAAAGGGUCUUAAUCCACAAGUCUUUGUAUUAGGUGAGAGCAAUUUAGGGCAGGUAAAAACCAAAAAAAAAAAAAAAAAAGACAACAUUUUUAAAAACUCUGAACUAAUAUAAUUAUUUGGUGAACCACAAUUUUUUUGAAGAUAAAAUGAGUUUUCUGCCCAAA